CACGUGCAAAACAAUCCCUCCAUGCGUUCGGCUCACCUACCCACCCCACGCCGCUAGGCGAAAGGGUGGUCUUCGUCGUCGAGAAUGAGUAGAAGGAGAAGCUCUUCCAGUCUUACAACUCCUCUUGUUCCUCUCGCCCCACCAAACCCCCCUAAGCCUAGCCUAAUCCAUGGCUGCCUCUCCUUCUCUCCGUCCCUCUUCCCGCUUCGCUCCUGCCCUCUCUGCCUCCCCUCGACGCUCCAGUUCUAUUCCAGCGGCUCUUCUCGUCCGCCGUCACGAUAUCAGUGCCGUCUCUCUUCGUUCUUUGUCUGGUGAUCGCUUUGGGGUGAAGCAGCGAGGGAUGAGACCGAGAUCCAGCGGAGAUCCGUUCGGGAUCUGCUGUGCAAGCUCCUCGCCGGUGGUUGAGAAGGCGGCGGAGGAGGCUGGAUCAAAGGUUUCCACCGUCGUGGAUGUGGAUCUUGGCAACCGUAGCUACCCCAUCUACAUCGGAUCCGGCCUUCUGGACGAGCCUGAUCUCCUCCAGCGGCAUGUUCAUGGCAAAGGAGUUCUUAUUGUGACGAACACGACGGUUGCGCCGCUUUAUCUUGAUAAAGUUGUGAAAGCUCUGACUCAUGGCAACCCAAAUGUAUCGGUUGAGAGUGUGAUUUUACCUGAUGGCGAGAAGUACAAGGAAAUGAAUACUUUGAUGAAGGUGUUUGACAAGGCUAUAGAGUCUCGGUUGGAUCGGCGGUGUACCUUUGUGGCACUGGGUGGUGGAGUGAUUGGUGACAUGUGUGGAUUUGCUGCAGCCUCUUUUCUUCGUGGUGUCAAUUUCAUUCAGAUUCCAACAACGCUUAUGGCUCAGGUGGAUUCAUCAGUUGGGGGUAAAACUGGGAUAAAUCAUCCUCUGGGCAAAAACUUGAUAGGAGCCUUUUAUCAACCACAGUGUGUGUUGAUAGACACUGAUACCUUAAAUACACUGCCUGAUAGGGAACUGGUCUCUGGUAUUGCAGAGGUUAUUAAGUAUGGGCUUAUUAGAGAUGCUGAAUUCUUUGAGUGGCAAGAGAAGAAUAUGCAAGCGUUAUUAGCAAGGGAUCCAAGUGCUUUAGCAUAUGCUGUCAAACGUUCUUGUGAAAACAAAGCUGAGGUUGUUUCCUUGGAUGAGAAGGAAGGUGGAUUGAGGGCAACCUUGAACUUGGGUCAUACAUUUGGUCAUGCAAUUGAGAAUGGAUUAGGCUACGGUGACUGGCUCCAUGGAGAAGCUGUUGGAGCUGGCACGGUUAUGGCUGUUGACAUGUCACGCCGUCUUGGCUGGAUUGAUGAUUCAGUUGUAGAGCGAGCCCUGAGCAUCUUGCAACAGGCCAGGCUUCCUACAGGUCCCCCUGAUGCUAUGACUGUUGAGAAAUUCAAAUCUAUCAUGGCUGUUGAUAAAAAGGUUGCUGAUGGAUUGCUACGGCUCAUCCUUCUCAAAGGACCUCUUGGUAAUUGUGUUUUCACUGGGGACUAUGACCGAAAUGCCCUUGAUGAAACUCUUCGUGCGUUCUGCAAAUGCUGAUUUUGUGGCCUGAAAUUGCUAUAUUCUGUUGUGGGUUAGCUUCAUAUUUCUUGAAUCAGAUUCGAUCCGUGUAUUUUGUUGUGUUGUAUGUGUUAUGUGCUUUGUUCAACUGAUUUGCUCCAAGUUGCACAAAAAUAAUGUAUUCCAGUGCACGAGGCAGUCAAGCUCACACAUAUCCUUAUGGGGGUGUUGGAUGUUCCAUAAUGCCUUGUGGGGAUUGCAGAUGCUUGUGAUUUUUUUGGGAAACAUAACAUCGGAGAGUUCCUUUGACUCUUUUGUAGAGUAUUUUUGUAACAUUUAUUUCGGACUCAGAUUAGGAAUUUAGGAUCAGUUAUUAAUUUGCAUACAUUACGGAGAUUCCUGAAAUUCGGAUAAUAAUAAAUUCAUGUUAAGUA
Dioscorea cayenensis subsp. rotundata (Guinea yam) is the source of this 1929-nucleotide messenger RNA. Its product is annotated as 3-dehydroquinate synthase, chloroplastic. Gene Ontology annotation, biological process: aromatic amino acid biosynthetic process. Gene Ontology annotation, molecular function: 3-dehydroquinate synthase activity. Gene Ontology annotation, cellular component: cytoplasm. The coding region runs from base 170 to 1534 and encodes 454 amino acids. The record is from RefSeq and is a predicted model, not a curated record. NCBI's taxonomy places the organism in Eukaryota, Viridiplantae, Streptophyta, Magnoliopsida, Dioscoreales, Dioscoreaceae. The transcript is spliced from 8 exons.